AUGGCUGGCGACACUGAGUUCCACUACAUUGGGAUUGAUGUAGGCACUGGCAGUGCGCGUGCCUGCGUCAUUGACCACCAGGGCAAUAUUGUUGGUCUUGCUUCCCAAAGUAUCAAAACAUGGCAGCCCCAUCCGGAAUUCUAUGAGCAAUCAACUAAAGACAUCUGGAAUAGCAUUUGCACGGCAGUCAAGCAAGCUCUCCAGGAAGGAGGUUUGCAACCAUCCAGUAUCCGAGGUCUUGCUUUCGAUGCCACAUGCUCUCUGGCUGUUUUCAGCAAAGAGACCAACAAUCCAGUCUCUGUGGGUGGUCUGGAAGGCAGUAGUGACCAGAAUGUGAUUCUAUGGCUGGACCACCGCGCAGUGGCAGAGACCAAGACCAUCAAUGCGACCGAUCACCCUGUGCUCCAGUAUGUAGGGGGCGGCAUGUCGGUCGAAAUGGAGAUGCCUAAGAUUCUCUGGCUGAAGAAACAUAUGGAUCCGAUCAAGUUCCAGGACUGCGAGUUUUACGAUCUUGCAGAUGCCCUCACCCAUCUAGCUACCGGAGAAAAGACUCGAAGCUACUGCAGCGUAAUUUGCAAACAGGGCUAUCUCGCAGCUGGCGCAGACUACGGCGAAGAGGGCUGGCAGCUGGAGUUUCUGAAGCAGAUUGGGCUUGAGGAUCUUGCCACCAACGACUAUUCUCAAAUUGGUGGUAUCAACGGCAAGAACGGCCGGUAUCUCAGUGCUGGCGAGCGCGUUGGACCUUUAAGUGAAAAGGCGGCUGUUGAUUUGGGGCUCUCAGCAGGCAUCGCUGUCGGUAGCGGGGUCAUUGACGCCUAUGCAGGCUGGAUAGGCACAGUUGGUGCCAAAGUUGACCUUGGACUGGAUGGUCCGAUCGACCACAGAGAACAUCUUUCGCACCGAUUGGCAUUAGUUGCUGGUACGUCCACUUGCUACCUAGCGAUGACGAAUGAUGAGCUGUUCGUUGCCGGAGUCUGGGGUCCGUAUCGGGAUGUCCUUUUCUCUGGGGCGUAUGUUGCUGAAGGAGGCCAAUCGGCAACCGGUGAACUCAUCCGACAUGUUGUUGAAAGUCAUCCCGCAUACUCGAAAACAGCCACAGAAGCGAAGAAUGCCGGCAUCUCAGUUUACGAUUUUUUGAAUGACUACCUGCGUGAACAGGCAAAGCAGAGAGAGUGUGCUCAUGUGUCCGAUUUGGCUAAACAUUUCUUUUUCUACGGUGAUUUAUGGGGCAACCGCUCACCUAUUGCUGAUCCGAAAAUGAGUGGCGCUGUCAUCGGGUUGAGAAGUGAAGAAUCAAUCAAAAAUCUCGCUCUCCAUUAUUAUGGGGCUUUGGAGUUUAUAGCGUUGCAAACGCGCCAGAUUGUGGAUACGAUGAACGAACGUGGGUAUCAAAUCUCAACAAUUUUCAUGUCCGGGUCACAAACACUCAACGACCUCUUGAUUCACUUGAUUGCUUCUUGUUGCAAAAUGCCAAUUUUUGUUCCGGAAUAUGUGCAUGCGGCCGUUUGCCACGGCGCUGCUAUGCUGGCAGCUAUGGCCGCCAGUGAGGAAUUGGAAGAGGAAUCGAAGGAUCUAUGGAGUAUCAUGAGCCAAAUGAGCAAGCCUGGCCGUCGUUUGGAGCCUACGGCUGAUGUUAACGAACAAAGGCUGCUCCAGGCUAAAUAUGAGGUAUUUUUGGACAUGUGUUUCAAACAGCGUGAGUAUCGGGACUUGAUAGAUAAACGAAUGUCUGCGGCAGAGUAA
Molecule: messenger RNA, 1743 nt
Organism: Penicillium expansum
Lineage: Eukaryota; Fungi; Ascomycota; Eurotiomycetes; Eurotiales; Aspergillaceae
Product: FGGY-family carbohydrate kinase
Exons: 2
Coding region: 1-1743 (580 amino acids)
Biological process (GO): carbohydrate metabolic process
Molecular function (GO): kinase activity; phosphotransferase activity, alcohol group as acceptor
Source: RefSeq, a predicted model, not a curated record